Molecule: messenger RNA, 3050 nt
Organism: Prunus dulcis (almond)
Lineage: Eukaryota; Viridiplantae; Streptophyta; Magnoliopsida; Rosales; Rosaceae
Product: receptor protein kinase-like protein At4g34220
Exons: 3
Coding region: 486-2822 (778 amino acids)
Biological process (GO): protein phosphorylation
Molecular function (GO): protein kinase activity; ATP binding; protein binding
Source: RefSeq, a predicted model, not a curated record
GUCCAAUAUCAGAAACAAGAUUCCUCACAGCUUUUCCAUUUCCAAUUAUGUCCAAAGAAACACCAGAGUUUACAUAAAGUCUUACUGAGAGUUUGCAGAAGAUAGCCAGUACUUACCAGAGCCAUAAUUUUAUUGUCAUUCCCUUGUUGGGUUAAGUUCCAUUCAUUUUCAUCAACUGCAAAUAUUUUACUCCAUCUCUUUUGCUCUCCCUCCCUCCCUCCCUCACUACUGAAUUCACACCAACUUUAUUAUUCACAUACCAAAACUUUGCCUUUUUGAUCUCUUCCUAGUUCCUUUUUAGCAAACUUAAACCAAGUUUGCUUCAGCUUUAGAUUUGGUUUGGUGACCAAAACAACAAACUGUAGUUGGUCACCAUCUCUCUCUCUCUCUCUCUCUCUCUCACAGAGGCACAGACAGAGACUCUUUUUCUACCAUGAACUUGUAAACCCCAACAUGCUCAGCCUCAGCAACAAGUUCAAGCAAUCAUGAGCUCCAGCGCCCAAAAACUCCAGUUCUGUUGGAGGGUCGCUUCCAUGUUUGUUCUGCUACUUGGCUCAACUUUGGCUCUAAACUCAGAUGGGGUUCUCUUGCUUUCGUUCAAAUACUCAAUCCUCAGCGACCCUCUCUCUGUCCUUGAAAGCUGGAACUACAAUGAUGAAACGCCAUGCUCUUGGAAUGGAGUGACAUGCACACAAAUGGGAAACCCAGGAACACCAGACAUGUUCAGAGUCACCAGCUUGGUCCUCCCCAACAGCCAGCUUCUGGGUUCGAUUGCAUCAGAAUUGGGUUCGAUCGAACACCUUCACAGCCUUGAUCUUUCCAACAAUUUCUUCAAUGGGUCCCUGCCUUUGACCCUCUUCAAUGCCUCAGAGCUUCAGGUGCUUUCUCUCUCUAACAAUGUCAUCUCUGGUGACUUGCCUGAUGAUUUGGUUUCAGGUCUCAAAAGCCUCCAGUUUCUCAAUGUUUCUGACAAUGCUUUGGCUGGCAAAGUCCCUGAAAAUCUCACUUCUUUGCAAAACCUCACUGUUGUCUCUCUGAGAAGUAAUUACUUUUCGGGUAAUCUCCCAACUGGGUUAAAUUCAGUUGAGGUUUUAGAUCUGUCUUCAAAUCUGCUCAAUGGGACUCUACCUUUGGAUUUUGGUGGAGACAACUUGCGCUAUUUGAACCUCUCCUACAACAAAAUCUCAGGAAAAAUACCAGUUGAUUUUGUAAAGAGGGUUUCAGAGAACUCGACCAUUGAUCUCUCCUUCAACAAUUUGAGUGGACCAAUUCCAGACUCACAAGCUCUGCUCAACCAGAAAACAGAGCUGUUUGCAGGAAACAGUGAACUUUGUGGCAAGCCAUUGAAGAGCCUUUGUGCAAUUCCUUCUACUCUCUCCACACCACCCAACACUUCUUCUUCUUCUCCAGCCAUUGCAGCCAUUCCAAGAACAUUUGACACAACCCCAGUAUCAAACACACCUGGUGGACCAAAUGGUACUCAGAACCAGCCACAGAGUGGCCUCAAACCCAGCACCAUCGCCGCCAUUGCUGUCGGAGACUUGGCCGGAAUAGCCAUCCUUGGAUUGGUCAUUCUCUAUGUCUACCAAGUCAGGAAGAGAAAACUUCUCAACACAACAAGCAGCAGUGCCACAGAGCUAGAAAAGAAGCCAGAAAUCUUCUCAAAAGAAGACAUUGAUCAGAAAGUAAAAUCUGUUGCAUGCUCAUGCAUGACAAUCAAAGGGGAAGAGACAUCAACAAGCUCAGAUAGUGACCAAGAUGGGCAAGUGGGUGGUGGUGUGCAGAGUCAAAAAGGGGAGCAGUCUCAGAAAGGAGGUGUCUUGGUAACCAUAGAUGGGGAUCAAGCAGAGCUUGAGCUUGAGACAUUGCUCAAAGCAUCAGCUUAUGUAUUGGGAGCCAGUGGCCCAAGCAUUGUGUACAAGGCCGUGCUUGAAGACAAGACUGAGCUUGCUGUGAGGAGAAUUGGAGAGAGUGGGGUGGUGAAGAUGAGAGAUUUUGAGAGCCAAGUGAGGGCCAUUGCCAAGCUCAAACACCCCAAUUUGGUUAGGGUUCGUGGGUUUUACUGGGGAGACCAUGAGAAGCUUGUGAUCUAUGACUAUGUCUCCAAUGGCAGCCUUGCCAGCACCACUAACAGAAGAGCAGGGUCGUCACCAUGUCAUCUACCUCUUGAAACUCGGCUGAGGAUAGCAAGUGGGGUUGCUAGGGGGCUGGCUUACAUCCAUGAGAAGAAACAUGUGCACGGGAAUAUCAAACCAAGCAACAUUCUUUUGAAUUCUGAUAUGGAGCCCAUAAUUAGUGAUUUUGGCCUUGAUAAGCUGGUAUUAGGAAACCUGGGUAGUCACAAAGCCAGCGGUUCUUCCAGGGGUUACUUUGAUAGCCUAAAAUCAACAGCCACUCGAGAAGGUAUGCAUGAUGUGCUCCCAAUUGGUGGCAGCCCUGCCGCUGCUAUGUCAUCCUCCGGUGGUGCAUCGUCGCCUUAUCAAGCGCCAGAAUGUCUAAAGAACUUGAAGCCGAACCCUAAGUGGGAUGUGUACUCUUUUGGUAUAGUCUUGCUUGAGCUUCUCACAGGAAGGAUACUUUCGGAACGAGAAUUAGUGGCACAAUGGACCCCGGGUUCGUUGACUGAAGAGAAAAUUCGGGUUUUAAUCAUGGUUGACGUGGCGAUUAGGACUGAGGUGGAGGGCAGGGAAGAUGCCUUGCUGGCUUGUUUGAAAUUAGGGUUUAAUUGUGCUAGUUUUGCUCCACAAAAGAGACCGACCAUGAAAGAAGCCCUCCAAAUCUUGGACAAAAGUACUAGUCCUCCUCCCACUUCUUCAAACUAAUGAUGUAUUGAGGUCCCACUAAAGUUGCUUUGUUGUGUUAAAGCAUUUUCUUUUUCUUGUUUUGUUGACUUGAAUGUUGCAUAAAAAGCAUAAAUGUUGAUAUAGCUUAAUAACUUUAUGGGAGAAAGCCGGUGUAUGUAUGCAUGUUUUGCGGAUUAGUGAGAAUUGAUAUAUGAAUUGUAAUAAUAUUGUGUUGGUGACAAUUGGCAUGGAGGGCAAUUACAAUUA